Messenger RNA from Phytophthora nicotianae INRA-310, 189 nucleotides. RefSeq lists its product as hypothetical. NCBI's taxonomy places the organism in Eukaryota, Oomycota, Peronosporomycetes, Peronosporales, Peronosporaceae. Bases 1 to 189 code for a protein of 62 amino acids. The record is from RefSeq and is a predicted model, not a curated record. The transcript is spliced from 3 exons.
AUGCACGCCAAUAUUCGCGAUGGAAUGGACAUGAUUCGCGGAACACAUAACAAUUUACUCAAGCAAAACUGUAUCUCCUCGCAUCUCCACAUCUACUUGCAGCUGCAGCAUCUGCGCGUGAUGUGGACGAUUGACCGAAGAUCCUCUAUUUAUGUUGAAUUAACUGAAGACUCUGUCGUCUACGCCUAA